Messenger RNA from Helobdella robusta, 765 nucleotides. RefSeq lists its product as hypothetical. The record is from RefSeq and is a predicted model, not a curated record. Gene Ontology annotation, cellular component: cyclin E1-CDK2 complex; centrosome; cytoplasm. Gene Ontology annotation, molecular function: cyclin-dependent protein serine/threonine kinase regulator activity. Bases 1 to 765 code for a protein of 254 amino acids. The transcript is spliced from 4 exons. Gene Ontology annotation, biological process: regulation of cyclin-dependent protein serine/threonine kinase activity; G1/S transition of mitotic cell cycle. NCBI's taxonomy places the organism in Eukaryota, Metazoa, Annelida, Clitellata, Rhynchobdellida, Glossiphoniidae.
AUGCACAAAUGUCAAGGUCAAGAUUCUUACGAAACGUGGUAUUCCAUGGUCUCGAGGGAAACAGAGCCAGCCUAUUUUAGAGAUAAAAAUUUUUACAAAACAAAUCCAGACAUUCAACCAGAGAUGAGAGCAAUAUUGAUCGAUUGGCUGAUCAAUGUCAGUGCUGUCUACAAGCUGCAGAGAAAGACAUUGUACAUGGCAAUUGAUUAUGUUGAUAGGUACCUGAGCAGAUCAAGUGGAAUCCAGAAAACAACUCUGCAGUUAAUAGGAAUUACAUCGCUGUUAAUUGCUUCCAAGAUUGAAGAAACCUACCCACCAAAACUUUCACAGUUCUGUUACAUGGCAGAUGGGGCCUGCACUACUGAUGAAAUGUUGGCUUUUGAAAAACACAUCUUACAGGAUGUCUUUGCCAGUCAGUUGUUGGAUCUGUGUCUCAUGUGCACUGAGUCACUUCAAUUUGGAUACCACUUGCUGGCUGCCGUUACCAUCAGUUUCUAUAUUAUGAGCAUCAUCACUGUUACUCAGAUCACAGCUCUGUCUUGUGACGAGAUGGAAGAUUGCUAUAGAUGGAUUUUACCAUUCUAUGAAGUUUUAGAGGCAGAAAGCAAUGCAUCUGUCGCCUUAUUGGAAAAAGUUAAAGCUUAUAGAGAGGCCUUAAAACCGAGUAACAAAUUGAUGGGCAGUAGGCCGUCAAGAAGAUCUCAGUCGACACCACAGUAUUCUUUGAAUACUGCUUCAGCUUCUGGAGAGCCCAGUAACGUCUAG